AUGCAACUUCAAUUUUCACAGAUCUGUGAACUCCAACUUCAUCAUUCAAUAGAUCUGUUCAAUAUCAUAUUUAAGAACACAUCUAAUGCCUCUUCACUAUUUCUCAAAAUUGGCUCUGCUGCUGCCGGGUGCCAUUUGGGUACAGCAUUCCCAAAUAAUAGCUAUACACCAAGAGGUUAUACACUGCUUCAACCUCAAGCUUCUCUGAAGGUGAUUCAUUGUCAAGGUUACACUUUCAGGAUAGUCAUGGGUCAUCAUAAAGAGUGGGGGUACUGGAUUGACAUCAAUCAA
This is a messenger RNA of Cetraspora pellucida, 291 nucleotides long. The record is from the annotation of a GenBank genome assembly. NCBI's taxonomy places the organism in Eukaryota, Fungi, Glomeromycota, Glomeromycetes, Diversisporales, Gigasporaceae.